Messenger RNA from Raphanus sativus (radish), 853 nucleotides. RefSeq lists its product as uncharacterized. Lineage: Eukaryota; Viridiplantae; Streptophyta; Magnoliopsida; Brassicales; Brassicaceae. The coding region runs from base 58 to 750 and encodes 230 amino acids. The record is from RefSeq and is a predicted model, not a curated record. The transcript is spliced from 6 exons.
AUUAAAUGAUUUUCCCCAUUCUUUAGGGUUUCUGAGAUUUUCAGAAGUUCAUCAUCAAUGGACGCUUCGAAGAAAAGAAGAAAGGAAACUGAAGAGUUAUAUUUCCGUGAUGAAGAAUCAGAGAUUUCAUCUUCUUCUGCGCCGGUAGUUAUAUUUGCUCACGGUGCCGGAGCUCCCUCUUCUUCCGACUGGAUGAUUCGAUGGAAGGAUAAGCUAAAGAAGAGCUUAUCAGCCGUUGAAGUUAUCACCUUUGAUUACCCUUAUAUUGCUGGAGGGAAGAGAGGAGUUCCUCCAAAAGCUGAAAAACUAGUUCAAUUUCAUUUAGAUAUUGUCAAAGAAACUGCUGCUAAGUUCCCUGGUCAUCCUUUGAUAUUGGCUGGUAAAUCAAUGGGUUCGAGAGUAAGCUGCAUGGUAGCCAUGGAUGAAGAUAUUCAAGUUUCAGCUGUAAUAUGCUUGGGAUAUCCACUUAAGGGCACGAAAGGUUCAAUUAGAGAUGGGACCUUGUUGGAAAUGGGAAUCCCUGUUAUGUUUGUGCAGGGUAGCAAAGAUCCUAUGUGUCCACUGGAUAAGCUCCAAGAUGUUUGCGACAAAAUGAAAGGUGCGACUGAGCUGCAUGUCAUCGAUGGUGGAGAUCACUCCUUCAAGAUUGGGAAGACGCACCUGGAAACAAAAGGUUUGACACAAGAUCAAGUUGAAGAUGUCGCUCUGCAAGCAAUUGCAGCUUUUGUCUCCAAAUCUCUUGCUUUCUGAAAAUUCAUUAUAGUAACCGUUAAACCAGGCUGGAUCAAUUUUUUUUAAUGUGACCAUGAAUGCAAAGUACUUUGUCUCAAUGAAUCAGAGAAAGUUGCGGGUU